Bufo gargarizans (Asiatic toad) is the source of this 1264-nucleotide messenger RNA. It is a transcript of the gene SERPINE3, whose product is annotated as serpin family E member 3. NCBI's taxonomy places the organism in Eukaryota, Metazoa, Chordata, Amphibia, Anura, Bufonidae. The transcript has 8 exons. Gene Ontology annotation, biological process: negative regulation of endopeptidase activity. Gene Ontology annotation, molecular function: serine-type endopeptidase inhibitor activity. The record is from RefSeq and is a predicted model, not a curated record. The coding region runs from base 1 to 1203 and encodes 400 amino acids.
AUGCCUGCAGUUUUGUUCUGGUUCCUCCUGUAUUCAUGUUGCCUCUGCCAGGUACGCUGCCACCUUUAUGACCGACUCAGGGAGCUGAACACCGAAUUUGCAGUGAAGUUGUACCAGACAACUGUGACCACAGAGAACAGGACAAACAUAGUCAUCUCUCCAAGCAGUGUGGCCACCUCUCUGGGGCUACUGCAGUUCGGAGCUCAGGGCAGCACCUUCACUCAGAUAGAAAAGGCCCUGGGAUACAAUGUUUACGAUAAAACAGUGGAGAGCUUUAUGAAAAGCAUGCAUCGGGAACUUACCAACUCCAGCCAAGAUACCUCCAUCCAUUUGGCAUGUGCCUUGUUUGUCCAAGCAGGGACGCCUCUUUCCACCCAGUUUACAGAGUAUGCCGUACAAUGGGCAAACAGCAGCCUCCAGCUGACCAACUUCACUGAGCACAACAAGACGGCCAUCCAGAUAAAGCAGUGGGUAAACAGUAAUACGGGAGGUGGGAUAGAGACGCUGGUGCCUGGCGGACAUUUUGAAUCCAGUUUCACGCAGAUCGCACUUGUGAGCACAAUGUAUUUUAGAAGCAAAUGGAAAACAAAAUUCUCUUUCACCGACACACAGACAUUGCCUUUUAUUAGCACAGAUGGAUCAGUGGUUAAAGUUCCCAUGAUGCAUCAAACUGCAGAUAUCAACUACGGUCAAUUUGAAACCCCAACCCAUGAAAAGUUUACGGUGGUGGAGCUGCCCUAUCUUGGGGAUACAGUCAGUAUGUUUGUGGUACGUCCUACAGACAGGAGCACACCCUUAUCCUCCAUUGAAUCUACCCUAACAUCAAAGAGCAUUGCAGUUUGGGACAACGCUAUGAAAAGAAUCAAAAUGGACGUCUUUUUGCCCAGAUUUAAAUUGGAAAGUUACAGCGAUUUAAGGACGGCCUUGCCUGCUUUGGGAGUCUCAGAUCUAUUUGACCGAAGGAAAGCAGAUUUCAAAGGGAUUUCAGAACAGAGAAACCUUUAUGUUUCUCAAGCAAUUCACAAAGCAGAAAUUGAAGUGGAGGAAGGUGGCACCAGAGGUUCGGGAGUCACAGCGAUGGUGCUAUUGAAACGAUCCCGCAUGCCUGUGUUUAAAGCAGACAGACCAUUUUUCUUUUUCUUAAGACAAGCCAGCUCAGGAUCUGUGCUGUUCAUAGGAAGAGUCACCAAUCCUUUGCACUGAAUGUGUGAUCAUUUCUGUAUUUCUAUAUUUAUUAUGCCUGUUUUGACAAUGUGUAAAAAUG